AAGUAAGUAGAUAGAUGGAGAGAUGGCCCCGAGAAAAGUGGAAACCCCAGGCUGAAAGCGGUGGAGAGGAGUCAGCCAGUCAGGUGCCGCCGGCCAACCAAUGGCACCUGAAUCCAUUAAUUCAGUCCCGUGUCACUCUCUCAGGCUCUCUCUUUCUCCUGACCUGUUCCGGAGAGCGCUAAGACUUAAGGAGAGCUGGCGGUGGGCCUGGACAACAACUUACUGCUCGCUCCCCCUCGGUCUUGUCUUGCGUCUUUUCCCCUCGUUCCUUUUCCCAAAAUUCUUUACAGAUUUCAAUCUAUCAAUUUGUCUGUGCUCGAGAUUUGGCCUCACUUUUCAUUCCUGAACACCAACCCCCCACUUAUAUACCCCCCACCUUUCCAAUGCUUCAAGUUCCAGUGCGGGAGCACACCAACGUGGCCUCCACCAAGGCUGUGAUCUUGGU
This is a messenger RNA of Aspergillus piperis CBS 112811, 445 nucleotides long. RefSeq lists its product as uncharacterized. The record is from RefSeq and is a predicted model, not a curated record. NCBI's taxonomy places the organism in Eukaryota, Fungi, Ascomycota, Eurotiomycetes, Eurotiales, Aspergillaceae. The transcript has a single exon. The coding region runs from base 101 to 346 and encodes 81 amino acids.